AUGGCUAUCACCUCGAUCCAGCCGGUUCUACCGACCCGGUUCACGAUCAAUUCGACCGAGAAAGGUGCCAAAAAGCCUCCCCCGGAACCUUACCACGUGAAAGACCAUCCAUUUAAAGGCUACCACCCCCCUCAACCGGAAGGAUACGAAAAGAGCAAGAGUACUAGCGCCAUAGUUAUUGAUAAUGGCUCGAAUUUGGUAAAAGCCGGUUGGUCGUUCGACAAAUCCCCUCGAUUCGUGCUUCCUCCUGUGAUGAGCCGGUAUCGCGACCGGAAGCUCAACAAAGCCUGCCAAUUCAUCGGAUACGACUCCUAUGUAGAUGCGACUACGCGCGGUCAGCUGCGCUAUGCCUUCGACCCUGGCACGAGUGUGGUGGGUAACUGGGAUGUUAUGGAGGGGGUGUUGGACUAUCUGUUCAUCAAGCUGGGAGUUGAUGGUGCCAAUGGAGGUGUUGAUAGGCCGAUUGUCAUGACUGAGCCGAUCGCGAACCUCGCCUAUCCCAGAAGGAUGAUGAACGAAAUUCUGUUCGAGUGCUAUUCCGCGCCAUCGGUCGCCUACGGAAUCGACUCCCUGUUCUCCUAUCGGUACAACCGCGGAAAGGACGGACUCAUCAUCUCGUCUUCGCACACAUCAACGCAUGUAAUUCCCGUGCUGAAUAACAAGGCCUUGCUAUCCAACUGCUCGCGACUGAAUUGGGGUGGACUGCACGCAUCGGAAUACUUGCUAAAACUCAUGCGCCUGAAGUACCCGACUUUCCCUGCGCGGAUGACAGAGAGCCAGAUGGAAGACAUUGUGCACAAGCAUUGCUACGUUUCCAAGGACUACGACCAAGAGCUGAGCCACUAUCUGGACUGGACGGGGCUGGAGGAGCGAGACUGCAUCGUUCAGUACCCUUAUACGGAACAUGUUGUUCCCGAAAAGACCGAGGAAGAACUCGCCCGGAUUGCCGAGAGGAAGAAGGAGAGUGGGCGUCGGUUGCAGGAGCAGGCGGCUAAGAUGCGACUAGAGAAAUUGAUGAAGAAGGAGCAGGAAUUGGAGUACUACAAGGACCUUCAGAACGGACUGGCUUCGGAGACGAAGAAGGAAGCCAGGCGCAUUCUCGAAGCGGAGGACCUGAAGGAUGAAGCCCAUCUAGAUCGAUUGAUUCGGGAUCUUGAGCGGUCCAUCAAACGAUCCCGGAACCGGGACCUAGGGAUCGAAGAAACCGAAGAGCCCCAAGAGGAGAUGUCGUUCCCGUUAUUGGACGUCCCGGAUGAAGAACUGGAUGAAGCUGGUCUGAAGGAAAAGCGCCAUCAGCGACUAAUGAAGUCCAACGUUGAAGCUCGACAACGCGCGAAGGCAGAGAAAGAGCGCGAAAAGGCUCGUCGGGAAGAGGAGGAACGCCUCGACCGUGAGAAGCGCGAGAACGAUUUCGAAAAUUGGCUCGCUGAACGCAGAGCAAACCGUCAGAACAUCAUGCAGAAGAUCAAGGAACGUGACAGGAUGAAGGCGGAUCUUGGCAACCGCAAGUCAUUAGCCAGUCAGAUGCGCAUGAAGACCCUCGCCAACCUCGCUGCGGAUGGUCCCAAGAAGCGGAGGCGUGGCGGGGAUGAUGACACCUUCGGUGCCAACGACGAAGACUGGGGUGUCUAUCGAACGGUGGCUACGGGUGAACAGAGUGAUGAGGAGGAAGAGGAGGAUCUUGGAGGCAUGCUUGAUACAGUUGAGAAGGAGUUACUCGAGUACGACCCCGAAUUCACAGAGAACCACACGCUCGCCGCGCAAUCCGACUGGACGAAGAGCCUAGUGCACGUCUUCCUGCGGGGCCCCUGGCCCUUUGAUCCCGAGAGCCAACGUGAGGCUCAUCAGUUGCACCUGAACGUGGAGCGAAUCCGCGUUCCCGAGGUGGUGUUCAAGCCGUCAAUUGCGGGCGUUGACCAAGCCGGCCUGUUGGAGAUCGCUGCCGAUAUUGUGAACCAGCGAUUCCCGAACCCUGAGGAGCAAUCGAAACUGCUGCGCGACGUUUUCCUUACGGGUGGCAACACCAUGUUCAAGAACUUCGACGAACGUCUCCGCAACGACUUCCGCGCGUACCUCCCCGUGGACGCCCAACUCAACGUCCGGCGUGCAAAUGACCCGGUUUUGGACGCAUGGAAGGGUGCUGCGCAGUGGGCGUCAGGGUCAGAGUUGGCCAAAUCCUCGAUCACUCGGCAGGAAUACUUGGAGAAGGGCAGCGAAUAUCUCAAGGAGCAUGAUAUGGGCAAUGCCACUACAUGGUAG
Molecule: messenger RNA, 2259 nt
Organism: Aspergillus tubingensis
Lineage: Eukaryota; Fungi; Ascomycota; Eurotiomycetes; Eurotiales; Aspergillaceae
Product: actin-related protein ARP5
Exons: 5
Coding region: 1-2259 (752 amino acids)
Biological process (GO): regulation of DNA-templated transcription
Cellular component (GO): cytoplasm; Ino80 complex
Source: RefSeq, a predicted model, not a curated record